This is a messenger RNA of Linum trigynum, 2100 nucleotides long. The record is from the annotation of a GenBank genome assembly. NCBI's taxonomy places the organism in Eukaryota, Viridiplantae, Streptophyta, Magnoliopsida, Malpighiales, Linaceae.
GUCUCAAAUUAAAAAAUAUAUAUAACACUGCUGACUCCGAUGCAUCCGCUCGCCGGUGAGCGGACGGGGUCCGACGACGGUGAGCGGACGGGGUCCGACGACGGCGAGCGGACGGGGUCCGCCUCAGGCGAGCGGACGGGCAAAAAAUUCCAGGAAAGUCAGUGGGGUUUACCUGCUUCGCUGGUCCGACGAUGGGGUACGGCUGCCGUCCAAUGCCCGGCGAAUUAUGCUGACGAGAUUGGUCCGGUGGCCGGCGACUUAGGCUGCCGUCCGGUGGCCGUGAAUCUGGCUGUUGUGUUUGUGGGGAGUUGGUGGUCGGGACUCGGGUAGUGUGUUCGUGUCUAAAAAACCAUUUCAGCGAAUAGAAUAUAACGAAAAAUUUGGAGGGCAAAAUUGUCUUUUUAGUAUUUUUUACGGGCGGCAAAUAGUAAUUACCCGGACGGCAAAUAGUAACCCUCUAUAAUAACUCGUUACACAAUAACUCAUCAAAAGUCAAAACUGCCUCAAAGACUUUAUAACUGCAAACAUCUCACCCCUUAUAUUAUUCUAAUUUGAAUCAUGGACAACAAUAGCAAAAAAAACAUAGCAUUACCUCAAACUAGCAAUAUAUGAACAAAUCAAUAAUGUAGUUAAAAUCGCGUUUUAAAACUAAAAAACUUACGAUUUUACGUUUUUAGGUCACUAAAAUGCUUCUACACAAAAUCUCAGUUUUUUAACUUAUCAGUUUUUUAACUUAUGUAGUUAAAACUUAAAAGCUUACGAUUAUACGCUUCUAAAUCACCAAAACGUUUGUACGUAGAAACUCUCUUUUAACUACAUUGAAUCUGAGUGAUGAAGAACUUGCAAUUGCAUAUCUAUUUUCCAUAUCAGCCAAUUUUCUCCCAAGUUUAUAGCAUUAUGAAUAAUUUUUUAUCCUCGUGCAUGAAACCUUCCUUUUACUAGUUUAUCAGAAUCCUUCUUCCUAACCGGUGUCUCAAGCCUCAAGUAUAGCUAUUAUUUCUAUAUUGUAUCUAUAUAUUAAUUCCGGCACUGUGUUUUCUAUUUUUUCCAGAGGCUUUAAUUCUCCUAGGGAUUUGAGAGUGUACCGUUUGGGAGAGAAGUAAAAGCAUCCAAGUCUACAUCUCUUGCUAGCACUGCAAAGGUAUUGGCAAUAGGAGUCCCACUUUGCUGUUUUUGAUCAAUUUUGGCUACUAUAGUCGGUAGUGAGAUCAAGCUCCCACUUGAAAUUGGUGACUGAACAACAUCCUGCAUUAAUGGUUUAGGACUCCCUGUAUUACAUACUAUUGAUCCUGUGAUCACCACUUUGUAAGAAACACGGAUCUAGAGGAGUACGUCUAGGGUUCGGGAACUGGGAUUUGAUAGAUAAUUGAGAAUUGAGAUUGGAAUUAGGAAUUUGUUAUGAAAAAAAAGGAAUGAAUCAGGAAGAGAAGAAGAAGAUCGGACUCCCAAGAAGGAAGAGGGGGCGACGACACCAGAGGCACAAAAAAAAAGAGAGAAAUUUCGGAUUGCAGAGAGAUUAGGUUUAAAGAAUAAUAAUUAUGUUAUUGGUUAAUGAGUAAAAUCUCACUAAUCACAUAAUAUAUAAGCCGAUACAUUUUCUAUAACAACUCAAAAUAAUACCUACCAUAAAUAAACCCCCAAUAAUACAAAAAAUUCCCCAAAUUGUCAACCGAAUAUCCAAAUAAUCAUAAAACGACAAAUACAGUCCAAAACAGUAAAUGAGUUAAAAACAAUGUUUCUAACACCCUUCUGCAUUAGUGGUAUUGUAGUUAGUGAUGGCAAUGGGGCGGGGCGGGGCAGGUACCUCAAUUCCCAUGCCCCGCCCCACGCUACUACGGGUCGGGGCGGGUAAAACACGCGCGGGUACGGGGCGGGGCGGGUCGACUCACUCUUACAUGUUCAAAAAAAAAAUACAAGUAAAUUUUACUUUUUACAAUAAAACGUAGGGAAAAACACUUUAAGAAUGAAAAAUAUUGAUAAUCGAAUGGAUAAUUGAGCCUAACAAGUUGAAAGAUCGACUCUAACUAGUUGAAGAAAAGUCAAAAUAGGAGAAAUAUGUAUAGAUAUUGUAAGAAAUUGAGAUAAAUAUGAGUCUAGAAC